Messenger RNA from Fusarium vanettenii 77-13-4, 1758 nucleotides. RefSeq lists its product as uncharacterized. Lineage: Eukaryota; Fungi; Ascomycota; Sordariomycetes; Hypocreales; Nectriaceae. The coding region runs from base 1 to 1758 and encodes 585 amino acids. The record is from RefSeq and is a predicted model, not a curated record. The transcript has a single exon.
AUGAAUGUUCUGGAUGAUGUGCUGAGUGAAGUCUCAUCGCAUCCUCUGUCAUCCAAAGACUUGUUAAAGUAUCAGAAGGUGGUGGAGGCACUCCGAAGAUAUUGGCCUAAUUGGAGCCCUCUCGACCAGACCAUGACUGCGUGCAAUCACCUUCUGCGACAGAAUGAUGCGUGGAGGGACUACGCUACUAGGCUCCAAGAACUAGUCCAUAUCUCAGACGAUGUAGUGACGGAGGCGAGAAGAUGUUUGGCACAGACAGGAGAGAUUUCGGCUACUGACAUCCACUUGUAUCUUGGAUUACUUCGAAACUCGAACACCGCGUUGACGAUCGCUCCGGUCACGCCGUACGAAGAUUUUGAUUCCUUUUUCCAUACUCUUGACCGCGAGAAAAGCUGGGUAGUCCCCGUUCAGUUUGCAUCUAGCUGGGGCUUUGCGGUUGUUUAUCCUGACUGCACUCAUUGGUACGACAGCGGCGGGGCGCUACAGAAACCUAGCCUCCCAGAGUGGCCCAGACCCAGUUGCUUCGAUACGGAAGAUACUGGGGUAAUCAUGCUACUGGGUAUCCGGCUAGUCGCGAACGGCUUGCCGCAUGCAUCCAACGAUCUUAUCGAGGAGGGGCUUCCACACUUCCGAGCUCGGCUGCUGGUUGAACUCGGCUGCCAAAAAUUAGACCCUGAUGAGCGCGCAUUCGAAGCUGCCGAUAGACACGUCCUUGGUCUACUAGAAAGGGAACAGGAAAUUCAUUCCUCACACUUUGACGAUGCCUGGGGCGAUGGAUAUCCAGAUCCCAACGCGUCACCGCCGGGGUCGGACCUGGACAACGGCAUUGCUGAUACGACACCCGGCCCUGCGCCUGACUCGGCACUUUCAGGAAGUGCAGACGUGCUAAGUGACGGUGGUGGUAUUAAUCUACCUCUCCUCCACCCUAGCAGCCCAGACGACAGGACGUUAGAAACGGUCAAUCAUGGCAACGUGCCUGCUAAUCAUAGAAUCGACACUGAAGCGUAUGUCAUAGAUCAACAAGCGCCAUGUAGGAAUGCCCCAGCGAUGCUAAGCCGGGUACAUCCCCAACAUAUCCGCCACGUAGACAUAUUGCCAAGACCCAUCUCUGACGAGGGUGCCGAGAUGAAAAGCAUGUUACUUGUGCUCAGCGAUGCUGUGUUAACGGCCCGCUCGACUUCAAUAUCGUCGCAGACAAGCAUUCCAGUACUAUGCAACAUCAUCGAGGCGGGAAAAGCGGCUAGCGACUUUCAUUAUCGAUACUGCCAGACCCGUCUUUACGAAAAGGUGGCCAUGAGAGGCGCAAGAGCCUACGAAAUCGACCCACGGGGUUCAUACUACGUUGGGUGCUACAUGAACCAAGUGCGGAGGAGGAAAAUUGGAAAAAGGCGAUUUCGGGAGGAAGGGAAGCUGUGGCUGGAAUUAUGUGACAUCUGCGGCCAGCAUGGUAUCAACCCGUAUUCCCUUCUCUGUGCAGUUCCGCAACGCCAGCGUUUCUCAGUAGACUCCAUGUCAAUCCUUAAGACUCGGUUAAGAAACCCAAACGACCCGCUGGUAGCACUCCUACGGCAAGCGGGACAAUUGUGCCAAGCAAUCGUCGAAGGGAAUCUUCCAUCUUACAUUAUGUUUAUCGAGGUAUUUACGGCUAAGACGUUUGAGGCUUUCAGUCGUGAUGAGUUUACUGCUUUUACCAGCAUUCACAGAAACGCCCUCUUGCCGAUCCCUCCUUAUGCGGCCCGCAACGGAGGACGAAAGUGA